CCGCCUCGCGCCUGCGUCAUGACGUCACGGCAGGCUAUAAGAGCGCGGCGUGCGGCCAGUCACUUCCUUUCAGCGAGCGCGUCGCGGCGGCGGGAUGGCGCCGCAAAAAGAUAGAAAAUCGAAGAAGGCGACGUGGAAGUUUUGCCUUGACCUGACUCAUCCUGUGGAAGAUGGAAUCUUCGAUUCCGGGAACUUUGAACAGUUCCUAAAGGAGAAGGUUAAGGUCAACGGAAAAACUGGAAACUUGGGCAACACUGUUCACAUUGAACGUUUGAAAAACAAGAUCACAGUGACAUCCGAGAAGCAGUUUUCUAAAAGGUACCUAAAAUACCUCACAAAGAAGUACCUCAAGAAGAACAACCUGCGUGACUGGCUUCGUGUUGUUGCAUCUGACAAAGAGACGUAUGAACUGCGCUACUUCCAAAUCAGUCAAGAUGAAGAAGGCUCAGAAUCUGAAGAAUAAUUGAAGCUUGCUUCAUACUCAACACAGCGUACAAAGGCAACAUCUAUUUAUGAGAACACUUAACUUAUUGGUGAAUAAAGACUUUGUACUCUGUUUGACAGAG
Messenger RNA from Numida meleagris (helmeted guineafowl), 566 nucleotides. It is a transcript of the gene RPL22L1, whose product is annotated as ribosomal protein L22 like 1. Gene Ontology annotation, molecular function: RNA binding; structural constituent of ribosome. Gene Ontology annotation, biological process: cytoplasmic translation. Gene Ontology annotation, cellular component: ribosome. NCBI's taxonomy places the organism in Eukaryota, Metazoa, Chordata, Aves, Galliformes, Numididae. The record is from RefSeq and is a predicted model, not a curated record. The transcript is spliced from 4 exons. Bases 95 to 463 code for a protein of 122 amino acids.